This is a messenger RNA of Guyanagaster necrorhizus, 507 nucleotides long. RefSeq lists its product as uncharacterized. The transcript has 4 exons. NCBI's taxonomy places the organism in Eukaryota, Fungi, Basidiomycota, Agaricomycetes, Agaricales, Physalacriaceae. The coding region runs from base 1 to 507 and encodes 168 amino acids. The record is from RefSeq and is a predicted model, not a curated record.
AUGACCAUUAAGAUAAUUUUCAGACUAGCGCACGUGAAAGAAGUGCGAUUACGGGUCGAUGUUGCGGCUGGUAACAGCCUGAGCAAUGACCCGGCCACUAUCGAAGCCAGUACCCCCCAUGGAGAACACGAACCUCGAAUAUGGGCAGAUGCAGUCAAGGACGGACGAAUGAAAGCGGGCCCUUCUGACCAAAACGCCCCGAGCAAGGCUAAAAACUCCGCCUUCCCUGCCCCACAAAAAGGCGAGCUGAUCCCACCAGUUCGGGAUGCCUGCGUCCCUGAGUGCUUUUACGUCGAGCCUUCUAUUGCGUCACUUUUUGGAACCACGGAACGGUCCGAUACGAACUUCAGCGUUAAGCCCAUGUUUCCCAGGGAGCAGGGCAUCAUCGAUUGUGGACUUAGCAUUGCCUCCACAGAGGCCGUAUGUAUGUUGGGCUGCCCCCACAUGAUGGGAUACCUAAAUAAGGGCCGGAUUUCUCAAGCUGCGCCACAUGUGAAGGAGAUUUGA